AUGCCCACGAUCAAUCCACAUACCAAGUCCCGGCUUGGUCGCUACCGCUUGCUUGCCCCAACAGCCGGCGUCAAAGUAAGCCCAUUGUGCCUAGGCACCAUGAACUUUGGGAACGCAUGGAAGGAAACUCUGGGUGAAUGUACCAAAGAUACGACGUUCUCAGUCCUGGACGCAUUCUAUAAAAACGGAGGAAACUUUAUUGAUACGGCAAACAACUACCAAGAUGAGGUUUCCGAAAUAUGGCUGGGUGAAUGGAUGGAGACUCGAGGAGUGCGCGAUCAGAUUGUGCUGGCAACAAAGUAUUCGUCGGCCCAUCGCCUAUACAACCAGUCAAAGAUCCAGGCCAACUUCGUUGGCAAUAACACCAAGAGCUUGAGGGUUUCCGAGGAAGCAAGCUUGCGAAAGUUACGCACAGACUAUAUUGACCUGUUUUACGUCCAUUGGUGGGACUUUGGGACUUCCAUCGAAGAGGUAAUGACCUCACUCAAUCAGCUUGUCCUUGCGGGAAAAGUACUCUACCUGGGUAUCAGCGACACUCCUGCCUGGGUCGUCAGCAGGGCAAAUCAGUAUGCCCGCGAUCACGGAAUGCGAACUUUUUCUGUCUACCAAGGACAGUGGAACGCAGCGAAGCGUGAUUUUGAGCGCGAUAUAAUCCCAAUGUGUCAUGCCGAAGGGAUGGGCAUAUGUCCCUGGGGUGCACUCGGGAGUGGUAGCUUCAAAUCUGCCUCGGAACGCGAGCAAUUAUCAAAGUCGCAGAGCAAUACGGGUCGGAAAUGUCAACCACGUCCGAUCGAAGUCCAGGUAUCACACAUUCUGGAAGAUAUUGCAGCCCGGCAUUCCACAGUGGUCACGAGCGUGGCACUAGCAUAUGUGAUGCACAAGGUCCGAUAUGUUUAUCCAAUUGUUGGAGGACGACUGGUUGAUCAACUUCUUGCUAACAUAGACGCUUUGGGGUUGGUUCUUUCAGAAAAAGAUAUGCGAGACAUUGAAUCUGGUUAUGAAUUCGACCCAUGA
Molecule: messenger RNA, 1014 nt
Organism: Penicillium crustosum
Lineage: Eukaryota; Fungi; Ascomycota; Eurotiomycetes; Eurotiales; Aspergillaceae
Product: Norsolorinic acid reductase B
Exons: 5
Coding region: 1-1014 (337 amino acids)
Source: RefSeq, a predicted model, not a curated record